This is a messenger RNA of Engraulis encrasicolus (European anchovy), 4549 nucleotides long. RefSeq names its product protein NLRC3-like. The transcript has 16 exons. Gene Ontology annotation, molecular function: protein binding. The record is from RefSeq and is a predicted model, not a curated record. Bases 121 to 3672 code for a protein of 1183 amino acids. Gene Ontology annotation, biological process: intracellular signal transduction. NCBI's taxonomy places the organism in Eukaryota, Metazoa, Chordata, Actinopteri, Clupeiformes, Engraulidae.
CUCCUCUGUGGGUGGGGCUGCAAACUCUGCUGAUCGACGCUGGCUCCAUUUUAACAGAUCAGACAAGAUGCCCAACUAACAUGAGAGGUCAUGUGACACCUGCACUGGAACUCAGCGGAAAUGGAAAUGAAUGCCCCACCUGAGGACUCUGCCCCUCCCCCCCUGGCUGAGGGAGGAGCAGGAUGCAGUUUUGCUCCUCUCCUCCAGGGCACAGCAGAGCUCACUGAAGGCAAAGCAGGGGGAGACAUCGCUCACUCACCACAGAAACAACACAAUAAAGAUGAUGCACAGCCACAACAUAGCCAAGGCCCACUUGAUGUGAAGAGGCCAGACUCCCCUGUACCCAGCUGUGUGUCCAUGAAGAGUGACCAGUCCAUAGAUCUUCCCCUCCGUUUUGAAGGACAACUUCCUCCUCCAACUCCAGGGCUUCUCCAGCAGAAGAGAUCAGGCUCUCCUGUUCCCAGCUGUGUGUCCAUGAGGAGUGACCAGUCCAUGGAUGAACCCAUGCGGUUUGGAGCAGGAGGCUCCCCUAGUCAGAAUGCUAUCCAGCAGACCAGAUGUCCCUCUCCUGUUCUGUCCAUGAACAGUGACCAGUCCAUAGAUCUCCCCCUACGCUUUGAAGGACAACUUCCUUCUCCAACUCCAGGUGCUAUUCAGCAGACCAGAUGUCCCUCUCCUGGUCUGUCCAUGAAGAGUGACCAGUCCAUAGAUCUCCCCCUACGCUUUGAAGGACAACUUCCUUCUCCAACUCCAGGUGCUAUCCAGCAGACCAGAUGUCCCUCUCCUGGUCUAUCCAUGAAGAGUGACCAGUCCAUAGAUCUUCCCCUCCGCUUUGAAGGACAACUUCCUUCUCCAACUCCAGGUGCUAUUCAGCAGACCAGAUGUCCCUCUCCUGGUCUGUCCAUGAAGAGUGACCAGUCCAUAGAUCUCCCCCUACGCUUUGAAGGACAACUUCCUUCUCCAACUCCAGGUGCUAUCCAGCAGACCAGAUGUCCCUCUCCUGCUCUGUCCAUGAAGAGUGACCAGUCCAUAGAUCUUCCCCUCCGCUUUGAAGGACAACUUCCUUCUCCAACUCCAGGGUCUCUGUGGAAAACAAAUCUUUCUACAUCAAGUGCUGAGGGGACUGUGACAUCACCCUGUUCUUCUCUUGUGCCACCUGCAGAGGGCGAUGUCAUCAGGGAGAGGUCCAUGUGCUCCUCUGAGGAAAUCCAAAGCAAUUUCAAAUCGUAUCUGAGCACCAAACUGCAGCAUGUAAGUGAGGGGUCCUCCACCAUGACUCUCCUGAGUGAUGUCUACACAGAGCUAUACAUCACAGAAGGGGAUGCAGAGGAAGUGAAUGACCAGCACGAGGUCCGAGAGGUGGAAACAGCCAGGGAGGCCUCAUCAUUGGAAGAAGAUACAGCCAUCAAGUGCAGUGACAUCUUCAAGCCUCUGGCAGGCAAGGCUCAAGCCAUCAGAACUGUUCUCACCAAGGGAAUUGCCGGCAUCGGGAAAACCGUGUGUGUUCAGAAGUUUUCUCUGGACUGGGCGGAGGGCAGAGCCAAUCAGGACAUCAGAUAUAUAUUUCCACUUUCCUUCCGGGAGCUGAACCUGGUGAGAGAUGAGGAACUCUGUUUAGCCGACCUUCUGAAACGCCUCAUUGGUGAUAUUGGGAAUGAGGCACUUUUGGACAGUUGCAGUAGCAGCCAUGAUACCCUUUUCAUCCUUGAUGGCUUGGAUGAGUGUCGCCUACCUCUGGCUUUUCAGACCAAUAAAAUUCUUUCUUCACCAGCUGAGGAGGCAUCCGUGGAUGUCCUUCUCACAAACCUAAUUAAAGGACACCUAGUUCCCUCAGGUCUCAUCUGGAUCACUUCACGGCCAGCCGCAGCAGGUCAAGUCCCACAGAGCUGUGUGGACCGGGUCACAGUGGUAAGAGGAUUUGGAGACCUGCAGAAAGAGGACUAUUUCAGGAAGAGGGUCUGCAAUGAAGCUUUGGCUAGUAAAGUCAUAGACCAUGUCCGGAGUUUAAGAACCCUCUGGAUCAUGUGCCACAUCCCAGUCUUCUGCUGGAUCUCAGCCAUCGUUCUAAAAACGCUACUGGAGGAGUCGGAGAGUCAAACCAUUCCCAAAAACCUCACACAAAUGUACACACAUUUUGUCGUCAUGCAACUCAGACUACAAGAAAAAUACGGACAUGCAACACGCCAAGGCAAACACACUGUUCUCCAACUGGGAAGGCUCGCUUUCCAACAGCUAGAGAAGGGCAAUUUGAUCUUCUAUGAGGAAGACCUGGAAGAGUGUGGCAUUGAUGUCACAGAAGCGUCUGUAUACUCAGGAGUGUGUACUGAAAUCUUCAAAGAGGAAUCUGGGCUGUACCAUGGGAAGGUGUACUGCUUUGUGCAUCUGACCAUUCAAGAGUUUCUGGCUGCUCUGUAUGUCCUACUUCAUUUCCACUCCGGAGAUCAUGAGCCGCAUCAAAGCCUCGCCUUUUCAGAGCUCUUCACAGCGUCUACUCUCUCAGACCUUCAGAAGAUUGCUGUGGACAAAGCACUACAGCGGCCAAACGGAAACCUUGACCUGUUUCUCCGUUUCCUUCUGGGUCUCUCUGACAGUCUCCUCCAACCUCUCCAAAGCCCUCUACAGUCCCUGCUCCCUCACAUCAAGGUCACCUCAACCAGUAGCGCUGGUGUCAUCAAGUACAUCAAAACGAGAAUCAUGAUCAGCCCCACAACUGAGCAGUCCAUCAACCUGUUUCACUGUCUGAACGAGCUGAAUGACCACUCUCUGGUGGAGCAGAUUCAGGAGUACCAGAGGUCCCGGCGUCUCUACAAGCAAUCCCUCUCCCCACAGCUCUGGUGUGCUCUGGUGUUUGUGCUGCUGACCUCAGAGGGCUCUCUGGAGGUCUUCGAUUUGGGCAAGUACUGCUCUCCUGCCUCGGAUAAGAGCCUGAUACGAAUGCGGCCAGUGCUGAGAGAGAGCACGAAGGCAGAACUGGCUUCUUGCAAUCUGACUGAGCAGAGCUGUGAGGUGUUGGGCUCAUUGAUUGGCUCCCCGGCCUGUCGUCUCAGAGAGCUUGAUAUAAGUGACAACAAGAUACAGGAUGAAGGAGUGAAGCUGCUUUCCGGUGGCAUUCAGAAAUCCAGCUGUAAGCUGCAUAUACUACGUGUGUCUACAUGUGGAAUCACCACGAGUGGCUGUGCACAUCUGAUGUCUGCCCUCAACCAUAAUCCAUCUCAUCUGACUGAGCUUGACCUGAGCAACAACCAUCCAGGACACAGUAACAUUGUCCUUCUCUCAGAGAUCCUCAAGAAGCCUUCCUGCCGUAUACACAAACUCAAGUUAGUCAACUGCAACAUUGAAGAUUUCAGUUGUCCUUCAUUAGCUGAGGCUCUUCAGGGUAAAUCCUCAAGUUUGAGAACACUUGAAUUGAGUCAAAACCGUAUAAGGAAUCCAGGUGUAAAAGCCCUUUGUAGCGGAUUGAAGGACACCAACUGCAGACUUGAGUCGCUGAGGUUAAGUGACUGUGGUUUAACAGAGAGCAGCUGCAAGGCCCUCGCUGCCGCUCUAGUUGCGAACCCCUGCCACCUGAGGGAGCUCUGGGUCAGCUACAACAAGCACGGCACUCUGGGAACAUGUGCCCUCACUGCAGUCAAGCUGGACCCACAGACCGCCCUGGAAAAACUCAAGCUAUAGAUUCUGCCAUCUCAGCAUAACCACCUGAUGGUCCUGUGUCCUGGUAAUGUGACCCAUCAGCCAAGCGAUGACAACAUGCAGUUCAACACACAAAUUCUGCUGUAUAUGAAUUACAUGUUUUCUUUCAUAAAAUACAACCUCUCAAUAACAAUAGUGAAGAUCUUCAAUGGAAGAAUUUGAUACAUGUGUUAUUCUGUGCCUACUUAUUCUUGCUCUCGGAAGAUGUACAGUAGUUCUUGUUCCACACACACACACACUUAUGUACUUUAUCUGGGAAGGCGGCACAAAUACAAUUUCACCUUAUUCUGCACGCACUGGCUGCAAUGGAGACAGACACUGUUUCUCAAUGUCUAGUGUGCUUGCCUUGGUAGUGCUUCAGCCUUGAAGUUGCGCACUUGCAAGAUGAGGCUCAAAGCCUCACAAGCAUCUCAAACGAUUAUGAAUGGAACAUGCUUGGAAGCGUGGAAGUGAACGUCAUAGCAGUUCGGUUUUGGACACUAAACACUUGUUUUCAACAGAUAAGUGUAGUUCCGCCUACUAUUGUACACAUACAGGCUGCAUUGGAGACCAUUUUUGUUGUUCAAUAGUAAUGUUUUAUGAUGGGUUUCAGUGAGAUAAAAGACUACAAAUGUAGUCUGUUGAGAUAAAUGUGGUUCUGCUUUAUUCUGCUUUGGAGCCUUCAGCAGGCAGGGCUCUGCCUGGUCGGUUAAAGAAUGACCCCAUUUCAGCCACCAAUACAUGCCUUCAAAACCAUCUUCAUUAAAGACUGAAUACGUGGUAGGUUGAACAGCCCACUGGUAAUUGAUCUAGUGCGAGUCAUGAUAGUACCUAUUGCCUAGUGUAACACCUCUACUCUAGAAAAAAAGGAAGUUGUCCU